Acanthosepion pharaonis is the source of this 570-nucleotide messenger RNA. The record is from the annotation of a GenBank genome assembly. Lineage: Eukaryota; Metazoa; Mollusca; Cephalopoda; Sepiida; Sepiidae.
AUGACAAACACGUUCAUAAUCUAUCUAUCUAUCUAUCUAUCUAUCUAUCUAUCUAUCUAUCUAUCUAUACGGCAAUUUAUACAUCGCACGCUCUGUCGUGUCUCUGUCUGUCUAUCUAUCUAUCUAUCUAUCUAUCUAUCUAUCUAUCUAUCUAUCUAUCUAUCUCUUUACUCAAACAAACAAAAAUCCUUAUAUACAAUUAUGCUAAAUAUUUAUUAUACAUAUCUAUUUAUUAUUUUCCUCCUUGUAUUUAUUUACACUGGUUCCUUCGUAAUUUGUUCCUGUAAUUUUUUUCUUUCUUUCUUUUUUUAUUUAUUUAUUUUUCUUCUUUUCUUUUUUCUUUCUUUUUUGUUUGUUUCUUCUUCUUCUUCUUCUUCUUCUUCUUCUUCUUCUUCUUCUUCUUCUUCUUCUUCAAUAAUAAUAUUAUUUUAUUUUAUCGUCCUUUUGCUUCCCAUACUCAAAUAUUUCUAUCGUCCUUCAUCUUCCCAUAAAUAUCCAUACCACACUCCACCGACUAAUCUAUCUAUCUAUCUAUCUAUCUAUCUAUCUAUCUAUCUAUCUCACUGGUAG